AUGGAACGCAGCAUCAAGAACGACACAGAGGAAGCAGCAUUAGAUUUUCCUCCAGUUCCUACUCUCCUGCCUCCAACAGGAUAUGCUCUUUUGUCAUUAUGGAUGUUUAUUAUUACUUUGAUCUCUGUCUUAAGUAACUCUCUGGUUAUUGCAGUGAUGUUAAAGAACAGUAAGCUCUUCUUUCCUGCAAACAUCCUUAUCCUCAGCUUGGCUAUAUCCGACCUGCUCAUGACUCUGAGUGGAUCAGCAAUCGGUACAGUCACCAACUACUAUGGCCAGUUCUUCAUGGGAAGACAGCUCUGUGUCUUUCAGGGAUUUAUGGUCAAUUACUUUGGCCUGGUGUCCCUCUGCACACUUACCCUUAUGGCCUAUGAGCGCUACCACAUAGUAUGCAGUGCCAUGGGAGUCUUCAAGAUCACAAUGAGGCGCAGUGCUAAGGGUCUGCUACUGGUCUGGCUCUACUGCCUGUUCUGGUGUGUGGUUCCACUCUUGGGCUGGGGCUCCUAUGGGCCGGAAGGAGUUCAGACUUCAUGCUCUCUGGCCUGGGAGGAGCGCACCUGGAUCAGCUACAGCUAUCUGAUCCCAUACUGGUAUUUCUGCUUUCUGCUACCGACCGGGAUUAUCAUCUACUGCUACUACCAUAUACUGUACUCCAUGAAAAGGCUGAAUCUGAGUGUGGAGAAUCAGGGUGGCAAGUCCCGGCAGAAAGACGACAGGCAGGUCACAUGCAUGGUAGCUGGCAUGAUCGGCUCUUUCUUCUUUUGCUGGCUGCCUUAUGCUGUCGUUUCCAUGCUUGUAGUCUUUUUGCCAGAUCUCUCAAUAGCCCCACUGCUUGCCUCCUUGCCCGCUUACUUGGCCAAGACCAGCCCUGUAUACAACCCCAUCAUCUUCUUCCUGGCCAAAAAACAGUUCCGUGAUGAAGCCCGGAAGAUAAUAUUGUGUGGCUGCUCUGGUCGUACACCUACCACAAUAACCAGUGCCAGUGAGGCCGAGAAUACAGCCAAACGUCCCAACAGCGUACAACCUGAACCCUGA
Trichomycterus rosablanca is the source of this 1035-nucleotide messenger RNA. RefSeq names its product pinopsin-like. Bases 1 to 1035 code for a protein of 344 amino acids. The transcript has 4 exons. The record is from RefSeq and is a predicted model, not a curated record. Gene Ontology annotation, biological process: G protein-coupled receptor signaling pathway; phototransduction; cellular response to light stimulus. NCBI's taxonomy places the organism in Eukaryota, Metazoa, Chordata, Actinopteri, Siluriformes, Trichomycteridae. Gene Ontology annotation, molecular function: G protein-coupled photoreceptor activity. Gene Ontology annotation, cellular component: plasma membrane; photoreceptor outer segment.